Molecule: messenger RNA, 3111 nt
Organism: Columba livia (rock pigeon)
Lineage: Eukaryota; Metazoa; Chordata; Aves; Columbiformes; Columbidae
Gene: GTF3C5
Product: general transcription factor IIIC subunit 5
Exons: 11
Coding region: 49-1587 (512 amino acids)
Biological process (GO): transcription initiation at RNA polymerase III promoter
Cellular component (GO): transcription factor TFIIIC complex
Molecular function (GO): RNA polymerase III type 2 promoter sequence-specific DNA binding; RNA polymerase III type 1 promoter sequence-specific DNA binding
Source: RefSeq, a predicted model, not a curated record
CGGCCGCGCGGGGCGGCGCCGGAACGGAGCGGAGCGGGGCGGGGAGCGAUGGCGGCGGCCGAGCGGGGUUCGGCCGUGCUGGAGCUGCCCCGCACGCCGCGCCUGGUGUGCGUGGAGUACCCGGGGCUGGUGCGGGACGUCGGAGCCAUGCUGCGGACGCUGGGAGGAGAGCAGGGGGUGUCGCGGAUCUACGCAGACCCUACCAAAAGGCUGGAGCUGUAUUUCCGCCCCAAGGACCCUUACUGCCAUCCCGUCUGCGCCAAUCGCUUCCCCACCUCCACCAUGCUGCUCAAGGUCAAGAGGAGGACCAAGAAGAAGAAGCAGCUGGACAGCGGAGAAGAAAUCCAGCCAGAAGUCCAGUUUGAAAUGGAGAUUGUUGGGACUGUCACCACCGUUUACAAAUUUCAAGGAAUGUCAGAUUUCCAGUACCUGGCGAUGCACUCUGGUCCUGAUGGCAAACAAACCUCCAUGUAUGACAAAGUCCUGAUGCUCAAGCCAGAGAAGGAAGAGUUUUUCAAUGGAGAAUUACCUCUCUACAUCCCACCCCCAAUUUUCUCACGACUGGACACUCCCGUUGACUAUUUUUAUCGGCCGGAUAUACAACACCGGGAGGGAUACAACAAUCCCCAGGUGACUGGUGAGAACCUCAUUGGCCUCAGCAGGGCCCGUCGCUCACACAAUGCUAUCUUUGUGAACUUUGAUGAUGAAGAAAUCCCAACUAAACCCCUGGAUGCUGCUGUACAGACCUGGAAGAAGUUGUGCACCAACUCUGUGGAUAAAAAGGUGGAGGAAGAGCUGAGGAAGCUCUUUGAAGUCCGUCCUGUCUGGUCUCGGAAUGCAGUAAAAGCCAAUAUCAGUGUCCACCCAGACAAGCUGAAACUUCUGUUGCCGUAUUUGGCCUAUUACAUGUUAACAGGUCCUUGGAGAAGCUUAUGGGUUAGGUUUGGCUAUGACCCCAGAAAACACCCUGAAGCAAAGAUUUAUCAAGUGCUGGACUUCCGAAUUCGCUGUGGAAUGAAAUAUGGUUACGCCUCCAACGACAUGCCUGUGAAAGCAAAACGCAGCACGUAUAACUACAGUCUGCCCAUCACUGUCAAGAAGCCAGUAAGUCAUACAGUCAGCGUACAUGAUCUGAAACAGGGGCUUGGUACGUCUGGUGCAUCCGGUGCAAAAAAGUCUGCCUCCAGCAUGUAUAAACUGAAGGAAUCUGUCUACAUUUUCCAAGAAGGAGCCUUACCCCCUUAUCGGCAGAUGUUCUACCAGCUCUGUGACUUGAACGUGGAAAGCCUACAGAAAAUUAUCCAUCGGAAUGAUGGCACAGAGUCAGAAUGCACAGAGCGGGAUGGGUGGUGCCUUCCAAAGACCAGUGAUGAUCUGCGAGACAGCAUGUCCCUGAUGAUAAAGCAGAUAAUCAGAUCUGCAAGACCUGCUCUUUUCUCAAGUACAACAAGCAGCGAAGAUGGCAAAGAGCAGCUGACAUACGACUCUGGAGAGGAUGAGGAUGACGAAGAGGAGGAGGAAGAGGACUUCAAGCCUUCUGAUGGGAGUGAAAAUGAAAUGGAGACAGAAAUUCUGGACUAUGUGUGAACUCGGUGAGCAGUCUGGCUGCUGUUGGAUGGAAUCAUCUCUGCUCGCGUUCCUCGAGUGCUGAGGGUUCAGCAGCAACUUGUACUAAGAUGCCGACAAUCUCUCUGCACAGGCUGCCGUGCCUGCUGGUGGCUGCCAUUCUGGAUGUUUGGGAGCUCUUGCUUACAUUUUCAUAAUUCCUGGCUAAUAAACCCUCAAGCAAGCUCAACAAACUGCUGAGAAAGAGCCCAGAAUCCAAGCCAGCUGUUACUACACCAGAAAAGAGGAGAAAUUGCAUUCCCAAAUCUCUCCCUGUGUAGGCUUGACCCUGUGUAAGAUAGGAAAGGUGCUGAGGUGCUGGAGAAACACUCCCGUGCUCCUGGAGUCCCUGAGGCAGGUGCUGCCCUUUUGCUGGCCUAAGGGGAGUGAAAAUUGUGCCAUGACUUCAGCAUUGGGACUCGCUGGUGAUCUUGGAAACAAAGCCAGCAGGAAAACCCACUUUCUGGCAGUGAAUAAUUCCCACAUUUAUGCAGCAGGACAGUGUGCUGGUCCCACAACUCCCAGGUUCAAAUGAACACGGUUCAUUUGAAAAUCAAACACUGGUAUCUUAGUUCAAACACAGAACAAAGCUCCGCUCAGCUGAGUUAAUGUAAGGUACAAACAAUAAACCAAGUGCUGCCUCCUCCACAGCCAGCUCCGCUCCUUUUUCUCCAGGAACACGCCAGAAUUUUGGGGAAGGAGUUCAGGAUGACCCCCGCCCUGGGGGCAGAGACAUUUGAGCAUCAGUAUUUUAUUGCAAAGACUAAUUACAUUGCUGUGUACAAGUCACACCGGGCGGUGUGCUCCUUCAUUGAAGUGGUACAAAAUACAUAUGGUACAGCCGGUCCCUCUGGUGACACUGGGCUGCUGGGGGACACUGGUGGGAGGGGAAGGGAAGGUGCGGGCAGGAGCUGGCAGGUAUGAAGCAGAGGGAAGACCCUGGGGUGCUGGAAAACAAAGGCAGGCGCUGGGCUUUGGGCAGGGGGGAGGCAGGAGGCUGCCCCUGCGUCAGGGAGCCAGGGGCUCCCAUCAUGUGCAGUGAUGGGUGAUGCCGCCCGAGGGGACACGGGGCUGGGAGAUCCCCAGGUGCCACCCAGGCCCUUCUCCUGGAGCUGGGGAAGGUGCUGCACUCACCUGGCAGCACAGCACCCACAGACAGGGAACAGAAAGGAACAAAGCGCUUAAAAAAAAACAACAGAUGGAACCAGAAGCAAAAAAAGGUCCCCCUUCGGUUAGUGUUUCCUACAAUGAUUAAAACAAGUAUCUCUGCUGCUGCUCGGGUGAGUAGUGGUAUAGGAGGAAGGGAGGGGGUGGCCGGUGGGGUCUGUGCCCCACGAGCACAACAGAGUGAUGCUGCUGCUGCCAAUGUCCCUCCCAGCAGCGUUAAACACCAGGGUGGGGAGUGGAGAGGGACUGGGCUGCAGGGCAGGGGGAGGCUGGAUUAGUAAAAUGUACAAGUUCGUCUCUUCUAUUUACAACCAAUAAAUAUUGAAAAAAAAAAAAAAA